CAACACUGUGCCCAUUUUGUUGUGAAUUAUUGUUAAUUUUAUUUUUAAUCGAAUUUCGUAUAAAUCGUGCAUAGGUGUGGAAGUACUAACGGACAGAGAGUGCAGCAUGUGCCAGUUCCAGUUGUUAUAAAUACGUAUAUAUAUCUAUAUAUAAUAUCAAUAAACUGUAACACGAAAACGAAUACGUCUUAGAAAAUGACCAUGGGCGAGCGUGAGCCAACUUCGUCUCUCGUUCUGCCCGUUAUACUGAGGCCUAUUUUCACACAGUUGGAGCGACGCGACGUUGGCGCGGCACAAUCAUUGCGCUCGGCCAUAUUAAAAUCGGAGCAGAAUAAUCCGGGCUUCUGUUAUGACCUCGUUGCGUCGAUCGUGCGACGCGCCGAUCUAAAUGUCAACCUAAAUGAGGCCGUCUUGCGUUUGCAGGGCAACAUUACCGAGGCAGACCUUAAUGAAUAUCGCUUAACACGCACUGAAGAACCGUUCCAGGAGUUGAAUCGCAAGUCGGUGGCACUCAAAGUGAUACUCAGUCGCAUACCAGAUGAGAUCAAUGAUCGCAAGACCUUUCUCGAGACCAUCAAGGAAAUUGCAAGCGCCAUAAAGAAGCUGCUCGAUGUGGUCAACGAAAUUGGUUCGUUUAUUCCGGGAGUUACGGGCAAACAGGCUGUCGAGCAGCGUAAAAAGGAGUUUGUUAAAUAUUCAAAGAAGUUCAGCACAACGCUGAAGGAAUACUUCAAAGAAGGACAACCGAAUGCAGUAUUCAUAAGUGCACUUUUUUUAAUAAGGCAAACGAAUCAAAUAAUGCUGACAGUUAAGAGUAAAUGCGAGUAGAAAAUUAAAUGUUUUAAUUAAUGCAAAA
This is a messenger RNA of Drosophila innubila, 856 nucleotides long. RefSeq names its product programmed cell death protein 10 (gene Ccm3). The transcript is spliced from 5 exons. Gene Ontology annotation, cellular component: Golgi apparatus; FAR/SIP/STRIPAK complex. Gene Ontology annotation, biological process: regulation of Golgi organization; positive regulation of MAP kinase activity. Gene Ontology annotation, molecular function: protein kinase binding. Lineage: Eukaryota; Metazoa; Arthropoda; Insecta; Diptera; Drosophilidae. The coding region runs from base 196 to 828 and encodes 210 amino acids. The record is from RefSeq and is a predicted model, not a curated record.